GUUUUUCGAUCAAAACAUUGUCCGCGCUCGAAGCCUUUCUUUUCAAAUUAAACACCGGAAAAUGAUCUAACAGUUUUCAUGAACGCCGCUGAGGAAAAAGAGAAAUCCAAGGAUGACAUUGCUAAAGGAAUUUCUUAUUUUUGGAGGUCGACCAACUUGGAACCUCGCAUCAGAAGUGUGGCGUUAUGUGACGGCAUUGCUAAGAUAGCUUUGGGAAAUCAUCAUACGUUGAUUUUGACGUUCAGUUCAAACUUGCUAUCCGUUGGGGAUAACUCUUUUGGUCAGCUAGGUCUUGGUGAUUUCAAACCGCGACGAGAACCAACGGUGAUCGAUUAUUUUGGCGACAAAUGCGUGCAGGAGAUUUCUUGUGGCGGGCAUCACAGUGGAGUCGUUUGCGCUAACAAUGACGUCUAUUUUUGGGGCGAUUCGUCGAGCGGCCAAUGCGGUGUUGGUGAAAAUAAACUAGUUCAUCAACCUUGUCAGAUCUUCUUUAAUCGCAGUGAAACUGUUCACAAUAUACAAGCAGAGACACAGCAAGACGAUGCACCGCCGCUUCCAAAGAAGAGACCCGUGAUCAAAGAAAUUGCGUGCGGCGAAUCUCAUUCACUAGCACUUUCCUCCAAAGGAGAAGUGUGGUCUUGGGGAACCGGCUGUCAGCUAGGACAUGGAGUAAAAUUAGAGCAAGUUAAUUUCCCUAAGCAAAUAGAAUUUUUGAUUGGAAAAAAUGUUACUUCGAUUGCAUGUGGAGCGUACCAUAGCCUAGCAAUCAUUCAAGGAGGGGAAUCGUUUCCAACCUUUGUAUUUGGUAAGAGUGAACAUGAUCUUCCAUCAACUGCAGAACCGAAGUUAAAACGUGAUAAAUCUAAGAAGAAGGCACGGAAAAGUUCCAAAGGAUCAUUAAAAAAGAACCAAACUUCAGGAAAGCAGCAUGAAGGGGCAGUGUCACCGCAAAAAGCAAAAGCCGAGCAAAAGCAUGACACCAGCAGAUCCCAUGCUGAAAAGAGUAGUGUCACAAGAACAUAUCUCAGUUAUGAACCGGUGUCAAGUGUUUCAAAGGAUGAGAUGUCGAGCCAAACUGUUACGAAUGACGUACCCACACCAGAGAUCUUGCAAAGCAAAAAUGAUAAAAGGACUGUAGAGCCACAGGAGUUUGAUUCAUUAGAUUAUGUUCAGUGUAGUGCUGAUAGUAAUGUACCAUGUGCAUCAGAUUCAGUUAAAAGUUCAAACAACGAGAAUUCUUCCCUUACAAUCUGUGAUUCUCAUUUUGGUGACUCAGAGGAAACCAUUGUUGAUAACAGCAAAUGUUUCCACGUCAAUGCUGAACAAGCUAAAUCUUCUGAACAAUCAUUGUCUGUCGAGCUCCCUGAAUCAAAUGAGAAUAUUUUGUACUCAUCUGUUUCACCACUGUUUCCUUCAUCACCUACAAGUGAUCAAAGCAUGUUGUCUUUCAUCAGUACUGAUUCAGAUUCAGAGGAUAAUCGCAGCAGGGAAUUAGAUGAAACUUCCACAGCUUCAAAGAAUUCACUGAGUUUUUACAGUGCUCUGAGUAGUAGACUUAUCAGGUCUGACGUUAACCUUAGCAAGCUGACAAGUGCCGUCGUUGGUUCAGUUACCGGUAUGUUCAUCACAUCGGCACCUGGACAGAUGUAUUUACAUGACCCACCUAAGGCAGUCACGGCAAAGAUGCCAUGUAAGAACUGUGGUCUUCUUGGCCUGUGUUUGUGUGAUACAGAUGGUAGCAAAUUCAAGCUUGUUGGUGCAAACACCCAGGUAUGGUCUUGGGGGAGAGGAGGCUGUGGACAACUUGGUCUUGGAGACACUGAAGACAGGUGUGUAUUGAAUUAAGGAGGUUAAAAAAUAUUUGACAUAUGUGAUGGUUGAGCAUUCUUGUCUUUGGAUACGAAUGAAAAAUGCUGGUCUAAUCUCAUAAUACUUUUACCAAUCUGAAUUAUAUGGGAUAUUAACUCUUAAACUCUCAAGAUCAGAGUUUCUCUCUAACAUAUCUAUACAUCAUAAGAGAAGAAGAGCUCCCUUCAAGAAUGUCCCCUGACACCAGUUUGCUCAGGGGACAUUCUUGAAGGGAGCCCUUCUUCCCCUGAUGAUCUAUAGAUAUUAUAGAGAGAAACUCCCAUUUCCCAGCUCCAUGUUUUUGUAUGGAGCCUUUCAAUUGAGAAAAUAAUCACCAAAGGGAAUAUUCUUUGAUCUUUUGUCAGAUUCUCUCAGCUUAUCCACUAAGGAAAUGUAUUGAUCUAAGUCUGGAGAAUCUGUACAGUAUGUAAAUAUUGGGCUUGAAAGGGUUAUAGAACCAUAAGGGACAUUGCAAUCUCAGGGAGGGGACUCCUGGCUAAGUGUCUGUCUUUCUUAGGCUGUGAGACUGGGUUAGGAGGGUACUUUCCUUAGUCCCCAUUGGGGAGGUCUGUAGCCUGUUCAAAGGCCCUGUUAAGAGACCCUUGCCUGGUUCAUGGCUAUAGAAUGGGUUAUUUAGUAUUUAGAACUCCAAAUGGCUAACAGAACUCUGCACCAGGGACUUGGCUUUCUCAUACAGGUACCUCAACCACUGGGUUUUGACCAGGCAUGUACAAACCCCACCUAAAGGUGAUAUUGCACGAGAUAAUUUGCAACAAUGAUUUGUAGCGCAACACAGCGUUGCAACAUUGUUUCAAAUGGUUACAACAUUGUUCAAGCAUUGCAACGCUGUGUUGUGCUAAAAAUCGUCGUUGCGAAUUGUCCCAUGUUACAUAACCUUAAGACAGGGUGGUCACUAAGAUUUCAAGUUGCAGGGUAACUACAACAAGUAGCUUAGAAGUCAAACAGCUAGGUUUGGUUCUACUUUUCUUCUAUUUUCCUAUGAAAGUAGCUGGCGACCACAUUCAUAGUAGUCAGGGGAAAUCCCUGACCCUGCACCCCUUAAUGGCAGCCCUGCUAAGAGGGUCUCAAUAAUUAAAAGCUGGAAAAAAGGUGAAUUGGAGGAGUUUACAAAAAUCAUUUGUCACUCAGGUAUUUUCCAUGCUGUGUGGAAACUCUGAAUGAUAGUGGCAUCACCAAGUUGGCUGCAGGAACAUUUCACUCAUUGGCUCAAACUGCUUGUUCUCAGGUACUAUAUUGAAUUUGAAUAUCAUUGAUGCUUUGUCAUGCUGCAGUUAAAAGAAUAAGGCAUGUGGUUGUAUUGAGGUAGUGUAAAGUUUUAGGAAAUCUGAUUUCGGGAAGUUGAUCCUGUCGCAUGCAAAUAAAAAUUGUCAUUACUCAAAACAAAUUUCAUAUUGAAAUAAAGUAACUGCGGGAUCAUGAAGAACUAAAUGCAAAGAAGAUCAUCGCAGUUUACAAGAAGUUUGCAUGCGGUGAUCUUCUUUGCAUUUAGAUUUCAUAAUCUAGACAAAAUUACAAUAAGUUAAACUUAACGCUAGUUUACGGCCACACAGCUUUCUUUGCAUGAAAUUUUAAUGCACAGUCUUUGAAAUCAACAGUAAGUUCUCCAUCCCAACUUUAUUCCAGAGACCUCGUAGUAAGAAUAUUCCACAUAAUUAUAUCUAGUUAAACCCCUUGGCCACAUAACAUUGUCUCCUGAAAAACCCGAAUAAUUUUUAUAAUAAUUAAUCAUUAUUAAAUAAAUUUAUCUAUUUUGUCAGUUUUGUGCACUUUAGAAGGCCUGCCUUGAAGAUCUAAUUUUUGAUACUUUUCUUUUUAUUUCAUUUCUUUGCUCUCCUUAUUAAUUUCGAUUUUCUGUUGAUAGGUGUUUUCUUGGGGAGACAAUUCCUGUGGCCAGCUUGGAAGGAAAAAGAGCAUGGCUUUACAACCUAAGAAGAUCAGGGUAUUAUUAAUUAAUAAAAACCUUUUAAUCUUCCCUUUUGCUUAUGUUGAAAUAUUUGUCACUCUUCUUCUGUACUGUUUAAGUAAUUUUAUGUGUUCAAUGUAGUGUUUUGCAGAUGUGUUGGUGUGGGACAUCGCAGCUGGCAGCCACUAUUCUCUGUUCAUUGGUGAUAUGGCUGUUAGCAAGCCUGAUAUUUAUGUCUGUGGACGUCAACCAAGGUAUAGCGAAAAAUACAGAAAUAAGAAAUAAUUCAUAAGGUGUGGCAAUUAUUACUAUCCAAGACUUGCUUACAUGCCAAGACCCUGGGCUGAGUUGUUUAAUAGAUGUUUGAUACUAUUUCAGGAUUAUGCUUGACCUGGCAUGACUGUUAUAAUGUUAACUAUAUAUGCCUUUCAUAUUGUAACCUAAUACAGUAUUUCUCUAUGUUAGUGCUAUGCCUAAUGUGGCUGCCACCAUGAACAGCAUAAAAGAAAGCAGGUCAAUGUCAUUGCCAACAGGUGCUAGUGAUGAAAACAAACGAGCCACAGCAAAACCCCAGGACAGACCAGUCUUACUGUCAUCUCAGUCAUUUGACGACACCAAAGAGCGAUCUCUUCAGCAUUGUAGGGUGGAGAUUGUUCGGCUCACUAUGUUUAGAACGGUUUGUAUUGAUACAUUUGGCUAGGGUUAAUUUUAAGUAAGUACUAUCAAGGCUUACUCUGUGCAGAAAAUCAUGUUCAAGGCAUGACCAUUGGAAUAAAAGCUACUGAGCAGUACUUUCCUGUGGUACUUUUUAUUAUGCUGUACAAGGUGGUUCUAACUUUUGAGUCUGUGGAUGAAAUCCUAAAUAAUAUUGUGACCAUUCAAAUGAAAGCUAUUGAGAAGUACUUUCCUGUGGUACUGUUUAUUAUGCUGUACAAGGUGGUUCUAACUUUUGAGUCUGUGGAUAAAAUCCUAAAGUGUGACCAUUCAAACGAAAGCUACUGAUCUGUGAGCAGUACUUUCCUGUGGUACUGUUUAUUAUGCUGUACAAGGUGGUUCUAACUUUUGAGUCUGUGGAUGAAAUCCUAAAGUGUGAUCAUUCAAACGAAAGCUACUGAGCAGUACUUUCCUGUGGUACUGUUUAUUUUGCUGUACAAGGUGGUUCUAACUUUUGAGUCUGUGGAUGAAAUCCUAAAGUGUGUCCAUUCUAAUGAAAGCUACUGAGCAGUACAGUAGCAGACAAGCUAGGCGUCACAGUAGCCGGGGAAAAUCCCUGUCCCUGGCCCUAAAUAAAUGAAUAAAUAACGUUUUAAUUAUCCUCUCCCUUUAUGGGGCUUUUCAGGGAUAACGAAGCAAGUAAUGUUAAUGGAACAUGACUAGCCUGGAUGUGAACCAGUUGGCUAUUCUAUAAGUGUGGUUGAAGAUUUGAACUCAGGAAUACUGAGAAAAAAAUCCAGCUAGCGAUCAGGGAAGGGCUUGAACUCUGUGCCUUAGAAUUACAAGUUCAAUGCUCUAAAUGGAAGUCCAUUUGGCCAUACGCUGUCUCCAAAUAUAAAAAUUAUAGUGCUAAUGAGUAUUUAUCUGAUAGGAUAUACCGAACCCAGUAUUUAAGCUGCAAUAUUAUAUAGCCGAUUUAAAAAGCCCUGUAUACAAAACCCUGGCCGAGCACUGUGGUUGUCUGAUAGGUGGGGCAACCAGGUAAGAUCCAGACAUGUAUGGUAAGAUCCUAAACUCUUUUUAUGCUCUUAUUAUACUUUUUGUUGCAUUGAGCCAAUCUACUGUUUGUAGCAUCUUACUUUAAAAAAAAAGGCGCUUUGUAAGUUGUAGGUUCUGUUUAAUUUACAGUUGUUUGGAUAGCUAGUGAUUACCAUAUAUCCAAACUUUAACUUACCUUAUAUAUUCAAUUAUUAUUUGCUGCUUUAACAGUAAAUUGCUGAUCUUCUCUGACAGUGACAGGAGUGGCAAGUUUGAGAUAUUGAGUGAACUUGCGAGUAAAGAGAGGUUGUUUUAUUACCAACUGGCUCUGAUUUGGCAGGCUGUCUUAACACCACUGCUUCAGUCAGGUAAUUAUAAUAAUAAUACGCUUCAAUAGCGUGCAAGACAGUAGUGUCUGAUAGCCCCGGGCUAGUGAAUUUUGCCGUUGGGCUUAUGAGUUCUGUUCUUAAGUUGCACGAUGGGCAAGUGACAUUUUUCAGGGAAUUAAAAUCACAAAAGGACUGUAAUCAAACCUGCUCAUUAAAAAUUGUUUUUCGUGCUAGUCAAAAUGAUGUUUGGGCUUAUAGUACAUGCUAGCUACAGUUUGCCUCAAUGUCAAGCUGUAAAACUAAAUUUUUUUUGUACCCUGUUCAAACCUCGCGUACAAAGUAAAGCUGUAACAGUAGUUAAUGUACUUUUAAAACUUGUAACUCAUACUGAGGAUUUUUGAUAAAACAAAAGAAAACAAAUGUGUCAUUGUAAGUUUAAUUCCUAUGCCUUUAAAACAAUAUAUGUCUGGAUUCGAUAUUAAGCUAAAACGUAGCAUAUUUUGAGUAAGAGUCAAAGUUUGUUAGAUUUAUUACAAGACAUUCACAAAUAAAUGUAUGAAAAAAAUUAUGUUGUGGUUAAAUUUUAUCCAAAUUUUAAACCCAAUAAUCACAUUCUAGUAUACUCCUUUUGCAUUUGAAUGCCUUCCCAUUAACAAAACUAGAAAAAAGAGGAGCGUAUUCAGAGAUUUUCCUUCCAUUAGAAUUUGGUGGAGGGUGGGGAGGGCUUUACAGCUCGUCUUUUAAAUCUUUAGAAGGCAGUACGAGAAGGAUAUAUCCUUAUUUGAUGGACUUUUGUGCUCAAUUCUUUGCAGAAGUUUGGUCUGUCUUGGCCCUGCAAGAGAUUGGUCAAGUUUUAGCGCCGAUCAUUAAGAGUUUUUAUGACAUAACAAAGUGUGUCUCCUCAAAUCAGAAAGCUGCUACUCAAAUAGUUUCAUCAAUGAAAAGCUUCCAUGAAUUAUUUAAACACUGCUGGUCUGAUGCGUUUUUACAAGCUUUUGAAAGGUACUGGUUGUUUAGUAAGUUUUUUUAAUCCCUUUUUAACACUCCAUGCACUCUUUGCAGACAUAAUUAUACAACAUAUAUAGUUCCACUUUUUAGGAGUGCUGCACCGGUAUCACACAGGUCAAGGUUCAAAUCCCAGCGAGCCUGAAAUUUUUUCAGGCUUUCUUUUCGCAACUUCAUAAGCUGCUUCUUUAACUGCGAUGACCAUAAGUGCAUUUAUUUCAUGUUUUUGUGUUAGUGACAUUCCCUGGAUUUUGAUAGCCAUGAGGGGAAAAGGACUGCAACUUGAGGAGUCCGUCAAAAUUUAAUAAAAACUGGCCAUGCUUGGUUUGUUCCAUUUGUAUGGUGUCUUUCAUUCUGAUGGCGUUUCCAGUAUUAGCAAUAAAAAGUAGUUUGCGAAGCUUGUGUUUUUGUUUGUUGAGGACGCAAACGAGCAGCGAAGCCGGGAGCCAACUGAGAAUUUCAACUCAUCCUUGACCCCAAAAUGUGGAAAUCAUCAUGGCAUAGCCCCUUAGAGUAGCAUGUUUGUGGCAAACGAGGGAGAUGACCGUUUCCGAAAUUGUUUACGUUUGUCUUGACAUUUGCGGUUUUUCAAUGUUUAUGUCUGUGAGAACCUAAUAAAAACGUGUCAUUGUCCAAUCCGCGAUAGAGAAGAAACUGCUCGUUAUUUUUACCAUUUACUGUAAACUUGAUGCUAUAUCUCUCUUAUAACAAAAAAACUUACCUCAAGUUUAUUUUGCGCAGGUACUCUGCAAGUUUCAGUAAUGGAGUGGCAUUCGGCGUGUUUACAGCAUUUUCAAAUGUGUCAAGGUAUUUGUUAAGUAACUGCAGGUUUAAUUUAUUCAUGUCACAAUUGUUUAGUAAAACAGCACAUUAACCCUUGCGUUUCUAAAAGUAAUUUGUGAAAAAAUGAUGCGGUGCAUGCUUUGAAGUACCAAUAUCCACAUACAAAUUCUCCAAACUGAUAUUCAUACUUUUCCUUAGAGAUAAGUUGAGAGAGUUUAAUAAAAGAUCAAAGCAUUUUCUCCUUAGUCAUCAUACGAUUAAGUCUCGUAAGCAUUUCUGCAGACAUUGUAAGGAGAAAAUUGAUGUUGGUCACUAUUCUUGUAACUGUUUUGUGUUAUGUUUUUUAGUGACAUAACGACGCAAAGCAAGGCUGUGUUGUGUGAUAUUUUAGACGAUUCGGCACAGGUAACGAACCUCAUUUACAUGCCUCAAAAGAAGUUUUUAACCGUAGACGGAACCGGGUCAGUAAAUGAACUGUUUGUCAACUAUAUGUAUAGCUUGAUAACUUUCAAUUCAAAUUCUAAGCGUACAAGGUUACAGCAAGAAAAGUCCCUCAAACACCGGCUAACAUUUGCUAAAGUAUAUUUUUGAUAGGAUGGUACAGUCAUUGCUACUUUUGGUUCUUACAAAGUCAAGUUAUUUCUUCCCUCGUCUAUAGGAAAUAGUUUGGGACAAUCAUUAGCGCUCUUAAAGUUGUCCAUGUAGAAAGGAUUUUUUUUUCUGUGGUAGUGUGUGUAUAACAGAAUAUUUUGUGCCCGUCUUUGUUUCAGGACUUUGUUAGUUCGGAGAGUGCCUUCCAAUACAUGAUGAAGUUUCCACUCUUAAAGAUGCUACAUUACCGAGUUAUUGUAGGAAAACUGCUCAGUACAAUACAAAUGACCGAGGUUAGUAAGCUUUUCUUGCAGAAAAAUACUUCGAUGGUUCGAUCAUCGUUUAGAUCGGGGUACACAAGCAAGUCGAGUCACACUUUUGGACCGGAUUUUUGUAGCUUUUACAGUAAAUUCUGUCUUAACCGUCAUCUCUAUAAGUCGGACUACAACUACAAAUUAAAAACGGAAAUGUCCGUUGCGGUAAGGAGCAAGGAGAGAUGGCAGAUUCUCUGGCUAGGACAAAAUUGAAUGUAUUUUUAUCUUUCACAACUCUGGUUUACAGUUCAAUUUGUUUUUAUGAUACAUUUUUUCUGCCAGAUACGUCUUUUGUCGUAAGUGCUAAAAAAGUGCUCGAAAGUGGUAUUGCUUGUGCUUAUCUUUUUUUUUUUUGCAGAAAAACUCAGUGGACUGCGCUCGUUUGCAAGAAGAGGCCGAGCAAUGGGAACAGUUUAUCACUCGAGAUGAAAACAUACAAGCACAAGCUGCAGCUACUCAGAAGUUUUGGCAAGAAUGCCCUGCUAAAAUAUCAGUGAGUUGCCAAUGGCGUCAGUAGCUUUUGUCAUACACAAUUUUUAAUCAAAUAUCGAAAGUAGUUUCAUAGAGUCUUUGGUUUUGCUUUUCUACGUUAGUCCUAGUUGUAUGUCGUAGCAGGUGAUCCUUUCCUGAUAUAUCUAUUUAACUAGGAUUAUUCAUUUAUUGUGUAAUUUAUGUUUAUUUAUUUAUCUAAUUAAUAAUAAAAGUGCUGACCAAUUCACGUGUGUGCACAGGUAUCCCAGACUCACAACAGCCUACUGGAAGCCAAAUUAUGAUUUGUGUGGGAAUUUUCGUAAGAUCGAUAAAACGGUCAAAAUGUACAUAAACAGCUAUUAAAGUAUACAUACCUCAUAAGGAGUUGAGUUUGUGUUGUUUUCUUACGGUUUCCUCUUCUAUAAACGCCAUUUAGCAAGUUUUAAUGUUUUGGUUUCUCACCUGCUAUAAGGAAGACAGGGAAAAACACGUUCUACCCUGCCCGAGGAAAAACCUACAAAAAUUACCUUUCUUCCAUUCCAGUCGCUCCAAAUCUUCGCUUGAGCAUAGAGUGAAGAUUAUCCCAAUCUCAAUUUUGUUCCAAACAUCAUCGAUAUAGCAAUGCGCCUCAAGAGACGAGGAAUGGAAGCACAAUGGAAUCCGCGCCUGUGGAACCGCUGUGCUGUUCUCCGCGCAGCAGUUUCGUAGUGUAGCUACCGAUGGCCGUUGCCUGGCUUUGCAGGCCACGCUGGCGUCAAAAACCUCGGUGGAUACAGACAGGAAAAUCAACCCACAAAACUAGACUGCAGGCAUCAGGAACGCCACUAUUUGAAAGAAGCGGCGGGAGUACAGGUUCCCCGUCGAGGAUUUGAUGUAAUAUGUGUCUGUGAGUAUGCAUACCUACGUUUAUUAUUUGCCAAACUGUUAUCGAUCUUACAGACAAAUUUCGGCCAAGUCCUUUGAGACUUGGCCCAGCAGGCUGUUGUAGAGUCUGGGACCCCAGCGGAGAAAAACUGUUGUGAAUUGGAAAUCCAGAUGGUUAAUAUUUACGUUCUUCGUCAUUAUUGAAACUUUGCGGAACCUUUUUGCAGCCAAUCAAAAUUAAAACCAAAACCAAUGGUGACCUGGCACGUUUCCCGAGUCGGCGCCGGCUAAGGCGCCUGUUUUGUUGCGCGUGUUGUGAUUGGCUAGAGAAAUAAUGUUUGGCUUUGUGGUUUUCCCGCGCUUUUCGCGCCUACCACUUGCUUCAAGACAUGACUGGUUCAUUUGAUAGUCAGCUCUUGUUGUGAUUGGUCAAUUUAUUUUUCAGAUUUGGUGUCUGGUUUAACGUUACUCGAUGAAACAGUUUUCUCUCUACAAAACUUGACUAAUUGUGCUUCAUUCGAUACUUGUAACGUUCCUUCAUAAACAGUUAAUCUUUGUGUUAUUUUCGUCAAGAAUAAAAGCAAGUUUUUGAAUGUUUAUUGUAGGAAACAUUUAAGGACUGUCGAAGGAGAUUGUUGAGAAGCAGUAAUAUACACAGCCUAUAUCCAUCAAAAGGAACAAGAUUCUCAUCUCCUCUUUAUGUCUUGUUUGAUGACUUCUUCGUCCACUUUCAGGUAUCACUCACUGAUUCAUUUGCACAGUCAAUGACAAUAAAAAUACCAAAACUUACGUCCUUAAUUUUGUACUUUUAACUCUUCGUGCGUACCGAAAUUGUAUUCGAUCUUCUCAAAGUAGAAUUAUAUAUGUCUCUACAAAAUAUUUCUCAUUAAUUACCUUUGUAAGCGCAGGGAUAAGAACGUAUGCUGAAUACCCAUUCCUCUCAUCCAAGGCGCCUAAGUUAAACGGAUACAUGAAAUCAGCAUUUACGUUCCGUUUAAAUUUAUUUGUGGAUAGAGACGUGAUGGAAAACAAAGUUGCACACUGGCCGAAAUAAUUGUUUUGCUCUUUCCAGCUACGUCGCUGAAAUAUCGUGGACAAAUUCACCCACGUUUUGCUAUAUUAUUGGAAUAAUGUCUUAAAUACAUGUAGUUUACGUGAAAUCAUGAAAGCUUUUCUGCCACCACCACUGCCACCAGUUGGCUGUACCAUCAUACCAAAACUGGUCAUUGACCUGCCUGUCUCUAGUCUGCUACCUCGCUUUAGCCACGGUGUGGGCUGAAGGCAUCGACGUGAAGUGGCGAAUCACGUAUACUAAUCAUUGCCGCCAAAAUUCAACCUCCCCGCUACGACCCUGUUGGUUAUCCUUACAUUUGAACCAACUGAGUCAAGAGACGACAUGUAAGCAAAUCAAUGAUGUGUGGAGGAGGCAGAGAUGGCACAAUCACCCCAACACACUUCCGAAUAUAGGACUAGGGUGCGUUCCUCGAUGAUCCAAGAUAGGAAUCGAUACUCGAUUGAUCAAAUGAUGAAUUUUUGCACAGAGUGACGAUCAUUGAUUCAUCAUGAUCCGAGUGCCAAAAAGGAGCGCGGCACCCUGGGCUUAAGACGAAGGCGCGAGUUCAUGGUGAAGUCACAGAAAGAAAGAAGAAAACGCAAAACGAAGUUUUCAAACGCCCAUUGAGGUCAGGAAAGUAACGUACCCGCGAACUUGUUAGUUUUGACAUAUCGUAUGAAUGGCAUCAAAAUUUUCAAUGCCGGAAGAGAUCUUGCUUGUCUGUGCCCUCAAUCAUACAACGCAGAACUGUAAAAUGAAGUAUCAGCGACGAAUUAAGAUCCUGUUUGAACGUGAUUUGUUUGUGGUUUGUUUUAUUGCCAUAUUUUGUCCUUUCUACUCUGCAGAAAAGCGGCAAGGUUCAUUAUCAUUAUUCAGCAGUACCUGAGAGCCGCUUUAGACGAGUUAACAUUCAGAAAUGGCUUUCAUUAUUAGGAAGACUGGACCGCCAUUGGCAUCACACAGUCAGGCGUAGUUCUAACCUUUCAAAGGGAGCGAAGAUGCGUGGUGCAAAAUUUGUCCGACGUAACUCCCGCGUUCCCAAGACCAAAUCUACCAGCGUUGUAUCCGAGCUGACCAAGCCAAAGGUGGUUUACUUGAAUUGACCCAGAAGCUGUUUUAAUGUUGUGAUUCUUGUUUUCACAGGCUGAUUGGUUAAUGACCAUCAAUCAGGCAGUUGCGAAUGUCAUCUCCAAAACAACAACUUACAGGUACUGAGUCGAAACUCUGCUAAUAAUAAUAAUAAUAAGGUCAGUUGUCUACUCAAAGACACCAUCUCAAUAAUAAGUUUCGCUCCUGCGAAACGUCUGUAAAGGGGAGGAACGAGAGUAAAGGGCUGCUGGGUGAAUGUAUACAUGUAAUGGUUAAUUGUAGGACAAUGACCUUCCAACAAUCUGGUUAUUGCCGUGGCAAGGGUUGAAUGAAACAGAAUUCAUUCAUCAUCUAUCUAUCUAUCUGGUUCAAUUGUCUGUCUGUCGUCUGGUUCGUUCGUUCGUCUGGUUCGUCUGUCUGUUCGUUCGGGGUUCGUUCGUCUGUUCGUUCGUUCGUUCGUUCGUUCGUUCGUUCGAAGAGCAUCAAUGUAAAUACCUCUAUCUUUGGUUAUCAAAGACGCUUGAGCAGAAGUACACCCAAACUGAAAGUUGGCCUUGCAGCAGGGAGGCGGCCCUCCCACAUUUGGAAUGAAGGCCUUGUGGAGACAUCUACCAAGAAGGUGUGGCUCUGGACAGCCUCAGACAGUAAGUAUCGUACACAUUAUCUCAAGGUGUUAACUCAAAGGCCAAAUUUCAAUAUUGUUAAGAGAAAUCAGGGUAGCUUUUAUGUAAAUGGUUUACGAAUCGGUGUAGUGAUCUCACCAGCCAGACUGGCUAAACGCAUUUGAGUAACAAUGCGAAGGAAGACGUUUCAAUAUGAGUGUGUCCAGUUUCGGACGGCGAAAAGUUAAAUCCAUGCACAAAACAAACAGAACUUAGGCCCUCGCUAGCUUAAUCACGCAGUUAUUGGAAAGAAAAGCAUAGCUUUGUCUUCCUGUUUUUUUUUUUAAAUUACGUAUUUUAAAAAUAUAAUUCAACUCUGUUGCUUUCCAGAGAAAUACUUUCUUGUGAAUUUAAGCGCAAAAUAAAUUAUCAUUUAGUUUGUCCUGAUUUUAGGCGGAAGUAAAGUACCAUCGUGGUCUGGCGUGAUCAUUAUUAUAUCACAUGAAUUUAAAUUUGCCUGCAAUAUUGGGUGUAGUUCACCCAGUAGUAUAUAAGUCCCGUUAUUAAGACCACUGGUUAGUUCAUAGGAGCACCAAAGGAGGAUGGUAAAGAAGCCUUCUGGGAACGUGAAUUUACGUGGACUUGAUUCGCUAAGACUUUAAAAACCCAGUUAGAAGUACAGUGAUGCGUCAUCGCCCGGUUAAUGUUCGCCACCGCGCACCGCCGCCCAAUACCAUGACAACAUUACAAUGUCUUUCGUUUUUCUUAUAGUAAAAGGAAUCUUGAUUGACCGUUCAACCUGCAGCACGCUGGAGAAGUAUCGCGGCCACUGAUGCGUGAUGUCCGUUACGGUGAGGCAAUUCUCACCGCUAACGCAUUAUUGUUCGCAAGUGUUGUCGCUCCAGAAGGCCACAAUAAGCUGCUGCGGCUGUUUUCGACGCUAAAACGUUUUGGACACCAAAACGCGUUGUUCAAGCAAUCAGGGCCUACAAAGAGAGCGCCAUUCAUUGAUAAAUCCGUUAUCUUUAUGGUAGACUUCGACCAACAGCGAUUCAAAUACGCUUCACCUGUGGCUAUUACAGACCUCUGCUGCUUUAACAUCAGCACAAUCCCGGCGAACAGCUGUGUUCGCGAGAUUAUUUGUUUUUCCCAUGUGUAUCCGAAGCUGGUUAAAGAACAAAUUAUUCAGUGAUAGCGCUAUCCAACGCUUGAAACGUUUUCAGUCGAUAUAGUAGCCAGGCCUCGCGACCGCACAUCACGUUUUGCUAGAGUAUGGAGCAAUUCCUGUGUUUCGGUGCGGUAAGAGUAUUGCGCCAUAAGCGUGACUCACCGGUGCUCAUAUUGUAGGUUUUGCACGGCAGUGACGUGGUAAAGUGACUCUCAUGUGAGACCAUGCUGGGGUCAUGGAUGGUGCGCUGUCCUCCACUGGAGCAAUGUAUAGGUUAUUGAAAGAAUAUCCAAUGACAAGAGAUCAGAUAUGAGUUAAUGACAUCCUCGUGUCGGCUUAACCACGUAUCAUCACUUACGCCAAUUUACCCAUUAGCCUUCCUUGUAUACUUCCGUGUUUCCUCGGAUUCAACCCUGUUUUAAAUUACCAGUCAGAUGUGUUCUCUGCAAAGCCCUCCAAUUUCAAUCUAGGUUUCCAACGUGCCAUUUGGGAUUCAUCUCAUUUAAUAUACCCAUCAAUUCCCCACCCCACCCCACCCUGAUUCAAGGAAGUCCUGCGUUGCUGGCUUCAAUCGCGUACCUGCACACUUGUGAAUCAGCGUCGCAGCAAAAAGAACCUCGUUCAACUUUUUUUACGUUACGCGUGAUCUUCAUAUUGCCUUGCCUCAUUGGGGACGCACGGAAAUUAUCAUUACGUGUGAUAGUGGGAAAUCAAACUCCCAGCCAGAUUCCCACCUAAUUUAAGUGUCCCGCUUGAAAAGUUAGUUAUACAGCAACAAUAAUAGAUGGACCAUUGGCCAUAGGACUGUUGACCACGAACGAUUUUAGUAUACUUGCUCAUAAUGUUGCUACUUGCAUUUGAUAAAAAGUUCCAAUUUAUCAUCUGCAGUCCUGCAUGCGAUUUUGUGAGCAAUUGCAUGUGAUUUUUAGAUUCUCGUUUCUGAAUGGUUGUCUUAAAGAUUUCCUACUUUUUUUCAGGGUGAGUACAUGGUGUGUGGAGCCGCCGAUUCCUGCCAUGGUCCUGGCUUGUUAAUUUGAUGGUAUUUAUAAUCACAACUUCAAACAACCAUGGUAUACUUUUUGGUACUCCAAGUACAGUAGAUGUAUAAUUAACUGUUGUUUUAAUGAUCGGUGUCUGGAAUACAACAAAUUGAGAGGAUACUUUAGCCGCACGUGUGUGGUUCAGUUCCAUAUCAGAAAUCGUAUUUGGUGUCGGAUAUGACCGGAUUCUACUCUCGUGUAUUAGAAAUAAUUGGUACAUUAACCUCGGAAGGUUAAACAACAUGUUAAGGCAAACGCUUACUUUUUCUGAAUUCAUGUUCAAUUUUAAAAAAUGAGGUAUUAUUCUUAAUUUGCAAGCUAACAAGGUAGUUUUUGCAUUUCUUAUCAUAGCAGUAUGCAGGAUCGUGUCACAUUAUAUUAAGUGUACAGUAAUUAGUCUUCUCAGAGUAUAUCCAAGGCGGGUAACUGGCGUUCUUUUGUUCAUUAAACAGGGUAAUGGCAUUCUGCUUUGCGACGAUAACACCAAGUAUGAAGGAGAAUUUGUUGGAGAGUGUCUGUUGUCUGGCAAGGUAGUAAUUUAUGAUUUCAUGGUCGAGUGUUUACACUCGUUUGUAAAAAAUUAAUAUUUUUAUUCCCUUGUAUUAAAUCCUCCUCCUCCUCCUCCUUAGAACAUCACCACCAUCAAUUUUAAUCGUCAACAGCGUCAUCAUUAUCAACAUCGUCGUCGUCGCCAUCAUCCUCCUCCUCCUCCUUGUCGUUAAAACAUUAUCACCAUCAUUUUCAUCGCCAAUCGUCAACAGUGUCAUUAUCAUCAUCAUUAUCAUCAUCAUCAUCAUCAUCUCAUUAUUGCUAUUGUAAACAACCAUCUUCUGUUUUUCCCGGCCAAAAGUCAUUUAUGGCUUGCUAUGAAGUCUUUCAUUUUAUGUUCAAAGUACCACCACAGUCUGAGUGUAAUGCGACAAAUUCGUAAACUGGUAGGCUAGUUUUGAGACUGAAAAUAGCACCAGUAGUUCAUAGAAAGAGAAGGAAGAAGAAGGCCUUCAUGUUGGCUUGAACUAAACUCCUAGUAAAGAUGUAGCACGCUUUUGAUCUCUUGGUUUGGUUUGUUUUCAGGGUACUCUAACCAUGCCGAAUGGUGACUUCGUAGAAGGUACAUUUACUGGUCAGUGGGGCGAGGGGAUUCGUAUAAACGGUACAUUUCAUAAACUGGAAACAACAGGCACAACCAACAAAUCAUUAAGGUACAAUGCACCGUUACUUAACAUGACUUAAGCUAAGAUCAGUGACAAUUCCAAAGACAGCAGACGCUUUUACCAUAUAUAAGAGUGAAAAGGUACAGUCGAAAUGUGUCUGUUUAACUUCCAACGUCCAUAUACACCAAUAUGAACUUUCAAUUCGCACGUUCUUUACGCUGAAUGUGGAAGUCGGUUUAUGGUUACGCCGGCAUACUUGGCUUGGAUAUAUUACUAUUAUCAGAUAUCCAAGGUUGACCACGUGUUCACACAAGGUGAUUAAAGUCCCCAACAUUGGACAAAGACUACUUCUGCAUUGUUAGUACAGUCAUCUCUCUCUUAACGGACACCUAGAGUUAGUCCUUGCAUUCCUUUACUCCUUUUAGUCUAUCUCAAUAACCCGGACAUCUGUCUGGGGGCGCUUUCCAUUUGUCACAACUGGCCGGCCGCAUUAUUGUCCGACCAGUCAGUUAAUGAGUUUGAAAAUGACAUAGGCUUUUCCAAGAGUUUUUGCUGAAAAACCAUCUCCUUCGUGCAUGCUAUUAUUUUAGGAUUUGACUGGAGAUCAGAGGUUUUCGACAGGAAUGGUCUGGCUGGUCAGUUCUGGACACAUUGUGCUGAUCCCAAAGGUGUCCGUCGCAGAGGGAGUUGGGGAGGGUAGGGAAAAGUACCCCCCACCCCCGCGCCUACUCUUUGCUCAUGCUACCUCAGGUCAUGCUCGUAACGUUUUUGUUAUAAAAAGUGCAUGCGACGCACUGUUGUAGUACAAUUCUGACUUUUCUCUUUAAUCAUAGAACCGUCGCGGCGGACAGCAAGUAUGUGAUUCCACCCGAGAAGAAAUGGGUGUCUCUGUUUUCAGAGUGUCGUCAGUCCCUCGGAUGUCACGGUGAUCGUGACGCAGAACAUUGGAUUGUGUGGAAAUGUGUAUCGAUUGCUUUGACAACUGGGCGUGACUCUAAAGUGUCACGCAAUGAUUUCGAAAUAACGCAAGAGCUGAUUAAGAUCAAUGAUGACAUGGAGCAAACUGCUAAAGUCUGUGAUGACCUGCAAACCGUUCAAGCUUAUCUCUCGAAGGUUAGUGAGGUGGCUUUACUAUUAAAAACUCUUUUACAUCAGAAAUGUCUCAUUACUCGAUGGAUUCGGUACUUCUUCUUAAUUUUAAGAAAAUUAGGCUAAGCUCUCUGUCUUGCGUCAUGAAAAUACUGUAACAUUGUAGCAAUGGAACCUGUGCUUCCGUAACGGGUAUAGUCAACUCUCACCUUGCGGACACCAGCGAAAUCCCGGGCAAUAAUAAACUAGUAAUUAUUGCAAAUUAGGGGAGUGCGUUCGAUGGGAAGGGGAGGGUGGUGGGUAGUGAGUGGUAGUGGGAAGAAGGUGAAAAACCUGACGGGCUUGUAAUAUCGAGAAAUCAAAAUCAAACAAUUUUAUCAAUAUGAAUAUCAGCAGCUGUCUUUGUCAGUGUUAUUGUUUGUCCUCCAACUUUACAAUUCGUUACUAUUUCAUUUUUCUGACUGAAAUAAACUCUCGCUAUUACGGACUCUCGUUAGUGAAGACACUAACUCGAGGUCCCUACAGUGUCCGACUGUUUUUUGGCGGAAUAGGGGCGUAUGUAACUGUUAACCUAAGACUUAAGGCUUAUGAUCAAGGGUUUAAUAAGGAAAUACGAAAUUGUUAUUUCAUUCCAAUACCAGUUCAACUUUUGAUAAAUAGGGGGAGAGGGAAUGCUAUAAUGAAAUGACGUUGUAAACUAGCAAAUAACUUGUCACAUCUUUUCCAGGCAUUUGAUUUGAAACGUCAUCCUCUAGGACGGCUUGUAAACAGAUUGGUUGAUGUAUUUCGAGCCAGUUAUGUUGGAAUGGGGACACACAGAAGACUGUUACCUCAUGCAGUGGCAGAAACCAAGUCCUUUGUUAUCAGAGUUUACGGCAUUGUGCGGUAUGAUUUAGUCCGUAUUUUUGCUUAUUCAAGUACGCGCGAGCAGUCAAACAAAAGGUCUGGAACGAGGCUAAAAACAGAGAGCGAUACUGAGGAGAGACGCUAAAAAUUUUUUUCUCUCGCCUUACACGUCCUACGGGCGCACUGAUUUUGAGAAAUAAAAACCGACUGUUUUGCAGUCUAGGUAUGAUUUAUCCUGAGAAAACAGCCGACAUUUCGCCACGCCGCCAUUGGUUUCCCCGCGAAAUGACGUCUGAGCAAGCGAGCGCAAACCCCAUACUUAUGACACGUCACUAUCCAGAUGUGGGUAGUGCUUUUGAUUGGUUGAAGCAAAUUUCCCUGGCGGCCCGACAAAUCAGAAGCACUAUCCAUAUUUGGGUAGCGACACGUCAUCAGUAUAGAGUUUGCGCUCGUUGCUUCGACGCCAUUUAGCGAGGAAACCGAGAGGUGUUUUUUUGGAAAAGAUAAUGACCUGAAACUUUACGUUCCCUAUUUUAGCUUAUAAUAAACCUCUUUGUUUUAACUUCAGACAAAAAGAAAAAAAUCGUUAGUGACUCACUAGAUGUUAGGACUCUGGAUUCUCUAUCGUUGCAAAACAAUGUACAAUAUUGUUACUAUACUAGAGUCUUACAGCUGGCGUAAAUGUUGGUCCAACGUUUUAAGAUGUCAUUGCCACCUUUACUGUUGGUAUUGUUGUUGGCACAUUUGAUUCUUGCACUUUCUUUGAUUAUUUUUUCAGUCUCUUUUUCCCGGAACUUCCCAAUGAAGAGUACGUUCAUCUGGCCACAGACACAGUAACAGGAAUAGCCAAUCACAGCACAGAAGAGAGCUUGACGAGCAGCAUGCUACUGCACCCAUUACUCUUCCCCAGGCUCUACCCGCCUCUGUUUACUCUGUAUGCCCUGGACAACGAACGAGCAGACAGCGCGUACUGGGAACAAAUACAGCUGUUAAACAAGCGAUCGGACUGGGCACUAAUGACGUAUGUUGGUAUGAAAAGGUAGGAUAGCGUAUUCAAAUUGUUGUACUGUUGAAUUUCGCCCAUGUCAUAUGACAUAGUAAGGUUUAUUUCCCGCCAAAAGUCUGAGUUAGUAGCAUCGCAAAAUCUAUGACGUCGGAGAGUCGAGUUUGAACUCUGAUGUCUUUUGAUAUAGAUUGGUUUUUUUACAUGACGUCACAGCGGCCAUGUUUGUGUGUAAAAAAUUCCUUUGGGAAUUGAACUCCUUUCUUAUGUAAAAACUUUCUUUUGUUCUGAUAAAUUUAAGUAGCUUAGGACCAGUCUCGUCACUGAUCCCUUGAAAACAACAAUAUAUUUUGACGCCCGAAAAGAAAGGCUCAUAAACUAUAAUUGGUCUUCCCUAGGCAUUUCUGGCUGACAAGAGAAGAAGACAUUGGAAGUCGGUUGGAAGAGGUACAAUUGUAUAAAAUGCUUGAUUCCUGAGCUCUGCUUUUACGUCACAUCCAGCCGAUGUGGAACUUACCAUGUCAUGUUGUUUCGAUUAAUUGUAGGUGAAAUUGGAAAACAGAGAACCUGAGCAUUAUAUCAGUGCUGUGGAAUCUUUGCAACAAAUAAGGUAUUUGGCAUAGGAGAUAGUUACAUAACUGCUCUAGUUUGUUGUUAGGGUUAGACAUUCAGUGCCUAUUACUACAGAUACUGAUAACUUCUCUUUUUAUUUCACAGCACAAAGUUCAGCCCCAUGGAAAAACUCGCAGUUCUUAAGACUACCUUUGAAAAAAUAAAUGAAGUAAGUCGUUUUGAACAAACUAGAGUUUUUUUCCUCCAAACAUGUCUAACCGAUUAUUUUUCCAAACUGUAAUUUUGUUUGCCUUGCCUCUUCUUUCAGGAAGUGACGUCAUUUUGGCAAGGCGAGAAGAAGCUCGUCUCUCUUGAUGAUUUAUUUCCGGUUUUUCAGUUUGUGGUUAUCAGAGCAAGGUAUAAGGAAAAAAGUUUAACCCUAACAAUAUCCAUACAAUGCCAAGAGAUUAGGUUAUGAGAAUUAACAAAAUGAUCACCUAAGAGACAACGCUUUCAUCUUUUAUCAAAUUCUCUCAACCUAUCCAUUAAGGAAAUAUAUAGAGAUCAGUUUGGAGAAUUUGUAUGUGGAUAUUGGGGCUUAAAGGGUUAAACAGUAUUGUUUUUACUGGUCAUGUGAUUAAUCAAAAUUUUGGCCCACUUGAUACUAAAAACGUCUAAUCUCUUUGUUUGCUUAGCUCUGCUUAGCCCUUAUGCGGCGUCUCCCCAAGCCUUCUCGGUCAAUGCAUAUCGGUGACGAUCCGUUACAAACGGCCACAAAUUCGAAAUGGCCGCGCGCAAUAAUGUUUCCUAGAGACUAGGCAAUUUGUUUGAGGUGAAUGUAGUCAUUUACACUUCAAAGAAAAUUAAAAACUUAAGCGAUAACAAACAUCAUACCUAAAAAGUGCUUGAUGAAGACGUACGAAGUAGCACAAUCGAUCACGCUCUUUCACCUUUUGUUCAGCCUCUUUCGCUUUCCAGAACGUUUUGCCUCUCUACAAGCUAGCCAUCUUUUCAUAACUGAUACUGCUCAAUAUUCCGGUGGCUUACGAAGCUCUGCACCUGGUACAUCACUCAUGUAACUUCAUUUCUUCCUGCGCGUUCACGCCUUCAUUCGAAUUUGCCGCCAUGUUGAAAAUGCGUACCCCAAAACAGUCCCACAAUGCACUUUGGCAAAAAUUUCGACCCGGAUUUCCGCUCAACCUCAAAGUGGCGAAUUCAUGUCUUGUAACCCCUCCGAGAUAACUACCCCUACCGCUUGACCAAACUAGAAUAAAUCACCCCUCUCAAUUUCAAGAAACGUUCUUUCUCGUACCAUGUUUGACCAAGACAAUAAUCGAUAUGCAAGUUUUGAUUAAUAAAAAAAUUGGAUCAAUUUAGGUUUCUUGGAAAGUGCACACCUAUCCCUCCCCUAAGCCAUUAUUUUGCCCUAAGUGAGAAGUAAGUGUUAAUGUUAGCGUAGGGAAGGGAUAGGUGGGCAGUUUCCCAGAAAAUUAAAUUGAUCCAAAAAAUUCAUAGUUGGCUCCCAAGACUGAGGAGCUAGUCGCCCCAUGUAGUGUAAUUUAAGACGGUCUUGGAGUCGAGAUUCCACACCGGGCAUUCCGGAUUCCAGAUUCCAGGGACUAGAUUCCGGAUUCCAGUCGUUAGCAAAAUUGUUGAUUCCUUGAGCUGGAUUGCGGAUUGCAAGCAAAGAUUUCCCGCAUUCUGGAAUUGGACUGAGUAACCUUACGAUGGGCAAGGAGGAUAAAAAGGGAAAUACCAUUGAGUUUCGGUCCCCAGAACCAAGUUUAUAUUUGUAUCAAUUGGAAAGUGGCUUUUAUGGCGAACCUGACGAAAAAAAGCAAUUACUAAUCCCCUUUUUCUCUCUUUUGGCCGAAGUUAAGAUGAACUUAAGAACGCUUAUUCCAGAGUCACAUACAGAUGAUUAUUUGUUUGUCCUACAGGAUUCCUCACCUGGGAUCAGAGAUUCACUUUAUUGAUGACAUGGUUGACAGUCACGUGCAAAUUGGAGAGCAGGGUCACAUGUUUACAACCCUCAAGGUAAAUAUCAACGUCUAAUCAUAGAGCGUUUUCACAUGACGUCACGUCGGCCCACCCUAUUGGUGUCAUGAAACAAUGAAACGGCGGCCAUGUUGGUGUCCAAUCUCAUGGGAGUUGUACCUUGUUCUUUUGUAAAAAAUUAUUUGCUACUGGUCACCACUCGCGACGCCAUCAGCUAUGCAAGUUUAUUGCUACCAAAGAAAGCGAUUACAUAGUAAGAGUUUAACUCCCACAGGACUUCUUUAAGACACCAAAAUGGCCGCCCUUUACAACAUGGCGGACGUGAAGCCAUGUGGAAAAGCUCUAUACCCUGGGUAAAAGUUAUCCUUCUCUCAAGAAACCGGGUCAGGUGACAUAUGUCAGCCUGGAAACUAACGCAUACAACGCGACUUCCAAGUGACUGCUCAUACUCCAAGGAUUUAAGGUCAAGCGACCUUUUGCCUUUAAACCACUUAUACAUGGCCUUAUUUGAUGUUUUUCUUUUUUUUUCGUCAACAGGCUUCAUUUUUCCAGAUUCAAAAUGAAAAAGGCUGAGUUAGCAGCUGUCCAAAGGAACCGUCCUGUCGCUGAUGGCUGAUAUUUAUUACGCUGAGCAUGCGCAGAGUAUACGUCUCACAUUAACACCGAACGCUGGCUAUGCAUUGUGCCUUACACUUCCGAACAAGUAAUCGCGCCUUAGUGUGUGCCUUUGCAAGCUUUACGAUAUCUUUAUUUAGUAUCCCGCCAAAUGCGGCGCUGGAGACAUUUAGGGGCUGUUUACAUAGAGGUGGGGGACCUCAGAUAGGUGAGGUAACAUGUGGCGGGUCACCCCACCUAUCUUGUAUUGGUGAUCAAAUUAAAAUGAGAGAUUAUAUGGACAGGCGGGUUACCUCACCUACCUAGGGUCCUCCACCUCUACGCAAACAGGCCCUUAGAUUCGAGGUCGAGAUUUCAGUUGUGACCUCGUAAGCCCAAAUCAAAUCGACAUUUAAAUGGGGAUAUAUGGUUUCAAAUCCAGGAAAAAGUAUUGGUAGUUUUAUCCGGGUGUGGAGACUCCCCCUUCCUCCCUCCCUAAAGUAAGUUAUGGAAAUACCCGCCGGAAUUUCUCAUACACGCGGUAUGAAACACAAUCCUCUUCCGCUUUUCCUGAAAGGAAGUAUCUUUUUGUUUACUCAAUCCCUUCCAUUUCGUCGCUACGCUUUAUAAGCCAUUUUCACGAUGACGACAUUUGACUACAACUACCAGAAUUCAAUUCGCUUUUGCUUUUUUAGUUAAAUUUGUCAAUCUCGCUAAGGAUUAAAGAACAAUAGCCUUAAUUUGCACAAGAAAACAACAAAUUUUGGUAGUUGUAGUAAAAUGACGUCAUCGUGCAAUUGUUCUAUUCCCUUUCCUCGCUGACAAUUUUUCGUACAAACAGAUUUUUAAAAACAAAUAUUUAUUCGCAAUGCCGUUCAUUUUUCACCGCUUUUACUUACAUUUUGUGUACCUUACUUAGUGAAAUUAUUUGAAAAUUACUUAUAAAUACUUCGACUUUAUUAUCGUCAUGCAUGUUUCUUAAAUGGCCUUGUUCAGUAAACUUCUCUUCACUAGUAUUUAUGUAGAGCUGAACUGUAUUCAUUUCCAUUCAAGGAGUUUCAAAGAUGUGAGUGAUGUGAAACCUCUAUACGUAAUCCCUAAAAUCAGCAUGUAGAUUCCCAACACCUUUCUCCAGUUAUAUCUUACGGCACUGACUAGGAGAAUUUGUCUGUCAAUCAAGACUCUUGUUAUCACGUUUCCCUUGUUCUCAUGACUUGCUUUAUGGGCGUCCUCGGUGUAAAAACCUGUGAAGUUUUUCUUUGUUUUCUUGCUAUUAGUUUCCUUGGAUCUAUUGUGUUGACCUCUCAGUGGCUUCUCUGUAUUCAUUGAUUUACGUCACUUAUGAAUUUCAUAGUUUUUUACACCGAGGGUGAACCUGCUUUAUGUAAAAAUGUUGGUAGAAGCAGAUGCUUAUCUCUGCUCGGGUGUACAAAGGGUUAAAACAAAAUUUGCGCCAG
This is a messenger RNA of Porites lobata, 23467 nucleotides long. Lineage: Eukaryota; Metazoa; Cnidaria; Anthozoa; Scleractinia; Poritidae. The record is from the annotation of a GenBank genome assembly.